UUAGAAUGCAUGUAUAGGGUGUAUUUAAUAGUAAAACGGACAACAGACCCGACGGAUUCCGCGCGUGAUUCGGUGAAUUUAUAUGACACCGGACUGACGGAACCCAACAGUAAAUGUAGCAAAAAUGCUUCAAUUAAUUAGAUCAUUGCGUGUCCUUCUCUUCGUCUCGCCUCUGUUUCUGGUGCCGGAAGCUCAGUUUUUCGACACAGGGUCAGCAUCCCUUGGCAGAGCUCCUGUGGGCUUCAUUUCAAGGGUUGGAGUGUUUGGAGAUAGAGAAAAUAUUGCAUCUUUAGGAAAUUCUCCAGUAGGGGUAUACCAGAGACGACAAUAUCCACCUCAAGCAUGGUAUCAAGCCCCUAUUGUCGAAGUACAUCGUCCUGCAAGACCUCAGGUGCGUCCAGCUGUUAGACCUGGCUGCUCAUUACCAGGGCCAUGCCAUGACCGUGUGGUCAGACCUGCCCGGCCACCACCUGCACGUCCAGCAAAACCUCAAGUCCGACCACCACCGAAACCUGCAGUACGUCCACCUGUUAAACCUCCCUGCCGAUCAUGCGGUGGUCAAAAAGGCAAACCUGUCCGGCCACCACCGACCCGUCCUGAUCCCAAACCAGUCGUUCGACCGCCUAAAAUUCCUACACCUUUCGUUACUAGAAUACCAAAAACCAACAAAGCACAUUCUAAACCAGGAGCCAUUGAGGGAAGGAAUUCCGGAGGAUUACUUGGAAGUCUCUUGGGACCAUUAUUAGGUUAAAAGUUGGUAAGGAUAUCUACUUUCUUCCCCCACCCCCUUUCUUGAAACUGCAUCAAAGAAGACGACAAGAUCCACACAGAAUGAGCAUUCACUACCUUUGCCAUACAAAAUCGAAUCUAAUUCCAAUAUAUCUGUGUUUUUUUUCUAACAGUUAUUGAACUUUGAAGCUAGCAAGUCAUGAAUGACACGAUCCAU
Argiope bruennichi is the source of this 946-nucleotide messenger RNA. RefSeq lists its product as uncharacterized. NCBI's taxonomy places the organism in Eukaryota, Metazoa, Arthropoda, Arachnida, Araneae, Araneidae. The transcript has 4 exons. Bases 125 to 751 code for a protein of 208 amino acids. The record is from RefSeq and is a predicted model, not a curated record.